Lodderomyces orthopsilosis Co 90-125 is the source of this 1011-nucleotide messenger RNA. RefSeq names its product flavin adenine dinucleotide transporter. Gene Ontology annotation, cellular component: mitochondrion; mitochondrial membrane. The record is from RefSeq and is a predicted model, not a curated record. Gene Ontology annotation, biological process: nucleotide transport; mitochondrial transport; folate import into mitochondrion. The coding region runs from base 1 to 1011 and encodes 336 amino acids. The transcript has a single exon. Lineage: Eukaryota; Fungi; Ascomycota; Pichiomycetes; Serinales; Debaryomycetaceae. Gene Ontology annotation, molecular function: FAD transmembrane transporter activity; folic acid transmembrane transporter activity.
AUGAAUAAACAGGAUGUUGACCACCACCACUUUAAACAAGCCACUACUCCACGCUUUUCUUCACGACAAGUUGAGUCGAUAGCAGGACUUUGUGCAGGGUUCGCAACAACAAUCAUUACUCAUCCCCUCGAUAUAAUCAAAAUACGACUUCAAUUAUCCCAUACAAUUACCAAAGAAGGUAAUACAAAAGGGAGGCCUUUUCAAUCGGUACUUGACAUUAUACGACAAAUUAACCAAGAUGCAAGGUUUCAGGCAAAACAGUUUUCUUUGCAAUCAACGACACAUUCUUUGCGCAAAUUCAUUGGUGUUAACUACUUAAUUCAGUAUUAUCGUGGAUUGGCGCCAAAUUUAAUCGGUAAUAUAUCAGCAUGGGGAUGCUAUUUUGCCCUUUAUGCAGAAUUUAAGAGUCACAUACACACAUCGAACUUAACUAUAAAUUAUUUUACAAGUUCUUCAUUGGCUGGGAUCACCACAUCAAUCUUAACUAACCCCAUCUGGGUUCUUAAAACUCGUAUAAUUGCGAAAUCUACGAACGAAUCGGGCGCUUAUAGAUCGGUUUGGGAUGGGAUACGAACUAUGAUUCGUGAUGAAAGUAUUGCAAGCUUUUGGAAGGGGUCAAUACCUAGUAUGUUUCAAGUUUUCCAAGCAAGUUUACAAAUUACCAUUUAUGAUCAUUUGAAGAAUUACAUAUUCAAGAAGAAACCUAACACAGAAGGGGAUUUUACUGCUGUUGCACCCCAUCUAUCCACAGCACAAUAUUUGUAUACAUCAGCAACGUCAAAGAUUAUUAGUACGUUGGUAAUGUACCCAACACAAGUAAUCAAAUCAAGGUUACAAAAUAGUCAUCAAUCAAAUACAACUAUAGUGCAAGUGAUACGCAAUUUGUAUUUCAAAGAGGGUGGGUUUCUAGCAUUUUAUAAAGGUUUGAGUGCCAAUAUCAUUAGGGUUGUUCCCGCUACUUGUAUUACCUUUGUUGUAUAUGAGCAUGUGAAGCGGAUUUUAAUAGAAUAA